This is a messenger RNA of Cuculus canorus (common cuckoo), 3637 nucleotides long. It is a transcript of the gene NOL12, whose product is annotated as nucleolar protein 12. NCBI's taxonomy places the organism in Eukaryota, Metazoa, Chordata, Aves, Cuculiformes, Cuculidae. Gene Ontology annotation, molecular function: RNA binding. The coding region runs from base 77 to 727 and encodes 216 amino acids. Gene Ontology annotation, cellular component: nucleolus. The transcript is spliced from 6 exons. The record is from RefSeq and is a predicted model, not a curated record.
GCUCGGCACAGGGAAGGGGCGGCUCUUGGCGGCGGAAGGGGAGGGCGAGAGCGGCAGCGCGUGUGGGGGUAUCGCCAUGGGGCGCAAGAAGAAGAAACAGGGCUCGGGCGAGCGCCAGGGGCGGCUGGUGGUGAAUUUCGACGAGGAGAGGCGGAGAGAGUACCUGACUGGCUUCCACAAGCGGAAGGUGGAGCGGAGGAAAGCAGCGCUGGAUGAGAUCAAGCGGAAGCUGAAGGAGGAGCAAAGGAAGAUGAAAGAGGAGCGGCACCAGGAGUACCUGAAGAUGCUGAGCGAGAGGGAGGCGGCACUUGAGGAGGCUGAUGAACUGGAGCACUUAGUGACGUCGCAGACAGAGUCUGUGAACAUCGACCACCCAAACCACAUUGUAACGGUGACCACCAUCAGUGACCUGGACUUCUCGGGGGCACGCCAACUGGGACUGACCACCUCUGUGGGAAAAAGCGAUGCAUCAGAAGAAGAGAAAGGGGAAGAAGCAGUGGAAAAGCCUGUAAGAGCAAUGCCCAAGAAGUCCAGAAACCCCUUUCUUUCUGAAAAGAUCUCUUCUCUUACUGCCACACUGCAUAUGCACAGCCGGAAGAAGACAAAAGGAAAGAAAUCCCAACGUGGGCAGGGCCCACACAAGAAAAUCCAGAAAUCCAGCACGGGGCGGACCACUAAGACUCAGCGACGGAGGCUGACAGGCAAAAUGGGCCGCGACCAAGAUUAACAGAGAAACUACUGCUUCCAGCAGCUGGGACAGCACUCCACAUCUGGCCUGCUGCUCUUUGUGGCCCUUUGUUGUGGACAAGGGCCUUGUUUACUUGAUUCUCUGACAAGGAGUGAGCCCAGUUCAGUGAGCUUCUGAGCACUGGCCAGGAUCACUAGACGCUCUCCCCAUUUAUUUCUGCAGUGAUCUCCAGCUACAUGUCUGGGUGCCACAAAGUCUCUAAAUUAACUUCUGCUGGGGGUCAGAUUCUCUGUUGGGCAUAAUCCUUCUGUCUCUGGGCCUUCCCUUCCAGAGCUAAUCCUUUGCUUUAUCAAAGGAGAGUAUCUGGGGCUGAAUGCAACAGGCAUAUCAUCAGGGCAAUUUAUGUGACUAGGAAGAGCUCCUCUUCCACUCGUGCGUCAGUGCCCUGGCAUUUCUGCUGUGCAGUAAAUCCUUUUUCCAUGGAGACACGGUGUCAUCGUUUCUCAUGGGUUUCUUCUCCAGUGCCACACCUGAAAAAAAGCAGGGCUGCUUUUUGACUGGUACCCAUGCCAGGUGAAAUUUGGUAACUUUGUGAAUAAAUCUUUAUGAAGUCAUGUUGCUAAGAGAGAAAUAUUUGUGACUGACUUGAAGCAUAACAGUGUAACUGUGUUAAUGACAGUACCAGCUGGGAAGAGGGGAGGUGAUUCCUGUUGUUUAGGGGUUGUUGAAAUCCAGUGGUGCUCAGGAAAAGGGAAUAGCCAGGAGCUCUUUCUCUGGUAGUACAGAACCAGCUAGAGCAGGAAUGGCUCAUCUGCAUGUGCUGAUCUUAAUUGUGAUAGCUCAGAGAACUGUGAAAUGCCCUAAUGCCCUUGGUGUGUAUGUGUGUGGCCCUCUCCAGAGUGGGAGUGGCAGAGGCAGCCCUUCACCUCAGGGCUGCUGCCAGUCAUCAGCAGUUAGUUGCCUUUCUUUUUGGGACCUCAAUAUAUGGGUUUUUGUAUGGAUAUUUUCAGCAAGGAAGGGGGAAAAAAAAGAACCCCACACAUUUGCGUGGUUGAGGAAUACUGGUAGCAGAACUGGGAGUGAAUCCAGGCAUGCUGGCCCCUGCCUUGGAGUAUCUGUAGAAAAUGGUGGCUCUUCUGCCUCUGGCAGCCAAGCCUCCUCCCUUGCCACAUGUGUACUGGCAAGGAAAUGACAAAAGAAGAAAAGGUCUGUGUGGCCAAAACCCACACCAGAAAACUGGCAACCAAGCAGUGCAUGAAUAUGUAGAUUCUUUGUGCCAGAAAAGGGGGGAGGGAAGAGUAAACCAGUGCCUGCGGCUUCAUGGAGGAACAUCAGAGCAAUGCUGAUGGCCAGCAGCUGCUAAAGCUAACAGCACCAGCCUGAUGCAUCUCUCAUUGUUUCUUAGAGCAAGCACACACAUACACAGAAGUUUUUCAGAGUGUGUUUGAGAGGGGGUCUGAUCUCAGCAUUGAUAGCAGCUACACAAUUUCUGCUAGAGCACGUUCCUCUGGAGGGACCUGUGUAACACAUGGUUGUGAGGAAUGGGGUCCUUUUGCACCUCCCUUUCUCCUCCAAAGAAGGUAAAUGGCAGGGAAGUGGACACUUGUUCCAUGUGCCACUGAUACCUGCUACGCUUGGACUCCUUGAGUCCUGUCCUGGGCUGAGGCUUAGUGCUCUCAGGCACUGAUUCUGAAUAAUCCUGGUCGCAUCAUGAAAGUGUAGUGUGUUUUCUCACCUCCAAUACCUGUGGUGAUCUUUUCUUGCUCUGCCUUAAAGGCCACUCCUGAAAGCUCACAGGAUUUAAUGCAUGACCUUGCCCAUCCUCCUGUUUCACCUCGGAGUGUUGGGUGUUUCAUAACUCCAGAAAUACAACUUGGGGGCAAUGUCAGGAGUCUGACGCAUCCAAAGUUUCCAAGUGGUGCCAUUUGCAAAGCAUAGAGUGUUUCUUGUGCUGGUUUGGGAGUUACAUGCUCUAGAGCUAUUCUGUGGUUGUUGGGUUUGAGAGGGAUGUAGGAGGGAAGGAAAGGGAAGUUCUGUUUGGAGUGGUGUACCACAGCAAGGGACCUGUGGCUUAAAGCUGAAGUACAGUUUAUAUGACACCCUCGAUCUGGGUUCUACAGAGCUUUCUCUUCUCCCCAAGAUGUAGUUUCUUGCCAAGUGCCAUAGGCAGAAGGUGACUUGCACUUGCCCUUGCCCCAGGAGUUUGCUCUGGAGCUGGAAUGGCUGCUGUAAAGGAAACAUGCAGUUCAUGUGUUUGUAAAAUCUGCUGAAGUGUGGAGUGUGAACUGUGGGUUGGGUUGCCUUCUGCAGCCCAUAGACAGCCUGGCAUGGUAGUUAGGACAGCAUUGGAUUACCUCUUUAUAAUCCUGCUGGGAUGUUAAGAGUGACCUCAAUAGCAUUCCAGUGUUUGUUAUUUUGCUGCCAGGUGAUCUAGAAGAAUCUCUCUUUGAGUUUGUUUCCCUGGCAUUAAUAACUUCUAAGCCAUUCUCAAGUGUCAGCUGAAAUGUCCAAAGGUCUCUUCCAGUUCUUGCUGGAAGUGGUAAACAAACAAAAAAAAACAUAUGGAAAAACUGAGAACAGAACUGCUAAAUCCUAUACAGUGUUAACAUUGAGAUUGUUCGCUGUGCUAUUGAUUUCUCCAUUUGAUCGAUUAAAGCUUUAUUUUGUAAUGUAAAUUACUGACUCAGCCCGAGUCUGCUGCAUUUGUUAUGCACAGGGUGCACAGUCAGGCUGCCCCAGCAUAGUUUGGAUCAAGGAUCUGAGCUUCCACAAACAAGUUAGUGCGUUGUUUGCUGGACACAUCACAGUUACAGAGUCAGAGAAUCAUAGGAAUUGGAAGGGCCCUCUGGAGAUGAUCUAGUCCACCCCCCUGCUAAAGCAGGUUCACCUACAGCAGGUUGUACAGGACUGUGUCCAGGUGGGUUUUGAAUACCUUCAGAGAAGAAGAAU